Molecule: messenger RNA, 1503 nt
Organism: Camellia sinensis
Lineage: Eukaryota; Viridiplantae; Streptophyta; Magnoliopsida; Ericales; Theaceae
Product: F-box/kelch-repeat protein At5g43190
Molecular function (GO): protein binding
Source: RefSeq, a predicted model, not a curated record
UGUAUCAGUUUUUUCACAACACUUUUCAUUAUCUUCUGGUUUUUGUUUUUUUGUUCGAGACUUUCAAACACUUCCGUUCCACACUUCAUGGGGGUGCAACAGAGAACCUCCCAAUCUCUGGCGACUCCGCCGCCGCAAAUGGACCCCAAAAUCUGGUCUCACCUGCCGGACCACCUCCUCGAUCACGUCCUCUCAUUCCUUCCAUUGAAAACCUUCUUCAAUCUCCGAUCAACCUGUAAACACUUCAAAUCUCUCAUCUUCUCUCCUUCUUUCAUCUCCAAACACUCUUCAUCUUCACCACUCUCUUCUUAUAUCCUCUUCUCACACCCACAGUUCCAUCACCUCUACCCUCUCUUCGACACCACUCUCAACACCUGGCGCAAGACAUCACUUUCUCUCUCCUCCCCCAUGCUAACCUGCUCCCCCUCCUCCAAAGCAGUGCUCCUCUCUGUCUCCCAUGGCUUCCUAUGUUUCUCUCUCCCAAACUCCUCCACUUUCCUUGUCUACAAUAUCUUGUCAAGAUCUUCGAAAACUCUCCACUUCCCAACAUUCCCAUUCGCCUUCGAGCUUCUCACUUUAGUUUCUUCGCCAAAUGGGUCGUUCAAACUCUUCAUGAUCUGCUCUUGUUCUUCCGGACCAUCGAGCAAUACUUUUGUCUACGACUCUGUGAUUAAUCUCUGGAGCCAAUUCGACAGUGUCGACUCUGUUAUCGGCGACAAUCAUCAAGAAGCCGUGUCAUGUGAUGGGAUAUUAUAUUUCACCACCCCAGAGCCAUUUUCCAUUCUCUGCUUCGAUUUGGAAAACGGGAAGUGGGAGAGACCGGCGAUUGAAAUGCCGGGUGAACUGACUUUUGCUCGGUUGGUGAGCGAUGGGGUUGAGAAGAUGUUCUUGGUUGGGGGAAUUGGGGAAGAUGGGAUUUCGAGAGGAAUGAAAGUGUGGGAGUUGAGUGGAGAUGGAGGGAAUUGGGUGGAGAUUGGGAGUGUCCCGGGAAUGAUUUGCAGGAAAUUCAUGUCAGUUUGUUACCAUAAUUACGAGCAAGUGUAUUGUUUUUGGCAUCAGGGUUUGAUCUGUGUGUGCUGCUACAAUUGGCCCGAGAUUUUGUAUUACAAGGUUUCAAGGAGGACUUGGCAUUGGCUUCCUAAAUGUCCUUCUGUGACUGAUAAAUGGAGAUGUGGUUUCAGGUGGUUCUCUCUUGUUCCUGAGCUCUAUCCUUCUGUUUGACAAGCAACUAUUGGUAUAAUAGCGGUAUCACCAUCCCAUAAGAAAUCUUGCCUUCCGAUCUGAAAUUAUAUUAUUGAAUUAUGUAAGAGACUAAAGAUAUCGGCCUAAUUUCAUUUGUGGUUUUUCUUGAAACAAUUUUUUUUUUUUUUGGGCAAAUUGUCGCUUGAGAAAGAGGGACCGGAUGUCGAUACUAUGUAAUGACGUGUACGAGUUCUAUUCAACUAAGUUCGUCUUAGUUGAUUUUCUUAAAUCGAUAUUGCUAUUACUUAUCAGUUCUACUGU